ACACGUUAUUUUCAGCGGCAACCUUUCGUCUCCGAUCUUCCACACGGGACGUGAACGCAGCAUGUGUUGAGACAGCGGAGACUGAGUGGACAGGAUGAGCACCGGCAGCUAGCAUCUGGUCUGCGGCUCAGCAUCAACAGCAGCAGCGUUCUUGUGGAGCUCCAUGACAGACCCACUGAAAGCCUCCUAAGCAGAAAACCACAGAAGAAGUGACAGGAAAGAAGGAUGGACUCCAUCUCCAUGAUGGGCAGCAGCAGGGGCCCUGUGUUCCUCACAGCCCCAUCCUCCCAACACCCCCGACACAAACAGACCUCUUUUCUACCAAAUGGAACAAAGAGCGGCGAUGGAGAUGCAGAGACUGCCUGUCUACCUGCCCAGCCCACAGUGGCCAUCCUGGGCUCAGGUGACUUCUCCAAGUGCCUGACCAUCCGCCUACUGCGCUGUGGCUUCCAUGUGGUGGUGGGCAGCCGCCAUCCCAAGCUGGCAGCCCAGUCAUUUCCUCAUGUAGUGGAUGUGACACACCAUGAAGACGCUGUGGGGAAGGCCAGCAUUGUGUUCCUGGCAAUCCGCCGUGAGCACUACUCUAUCCUGUGGGACCUCAAGCAUCUACUGGAAGGCAAGAUCCUGGUCGAUGUGAGUAACAACAGGAGGGUGAACCAGUAUCCAGAGUCUAAUGCUGAGUAUCUGGCUUCACUGCUGCCAGACUCCAUUGCGGUCAAAGGCUUCAACGUCAUCUCAGCUUGGGCCAUGCAACAGAGCUGCCCCAAAGAUGCAAGCACACAGGUGUUCAUCUGCAGUGACUCUGUGGAGGCUCGACAGCAGGUUAUGGAACUAGCUCGCCAGCUUAACUUCCUGCCGGUGGAUAUGGGCACCCUGUCUUCUUCGAGGGACAUUGAGAACAUUCCCAUACGGUUAUUUCCUGGCUGGAAGGGCCCCGUCCUUGCUGCCGUGGCCCUCUCCAUCUUCUUUUUUUCAUACUCUUUUAUACGAGAUAUUAUCCACCCGUAUGUGAAAUACAAGCAGAGUGACUUCUACAAGAUCCCCAUAGAGAUGGUGAAUCGAACACUGCCCACUGUUGCCAUUACUCUCUUGGCCCUGGUGUACCUGGCAGGCCAGCUGGCAGCCGCCCACCAGCUUUACUAUGGUACCAAGUAUAGGCAUUUCCCACACUGGCUGGAGGGCUGGCUGCAGAGCCGGAAACAGCUGGGCCUCCUCAGCUUCUUCCUGGCUGCUGUCCACGUACUUUACAGCCUCUGUCUGCCCAUGAGGAGGUCCGAGAGGUACCUGCUGCUCAACACUGCCUACCAGCAGGUCCAUGCUAAUGUGGAGAAUGCGUGGAAUGAGGAGGAGGUGUGGAGGGUGGAGAUGUACGUUUCCUUUGGGAUCAUGAGUCUUGGGCUCCUGUCGCUUCUGGCCAUCACCUCAAUUCCCUCUGUCCACAGCACACUCAACUGGAGGGAGUUCAGCUUCAUACAGUCCACUCUGGGCUACAUUGCUCUACUUAUUGCUACCUUCCACGGCUUGCUGUUUGGCUGGAAGCGAGCCUUUGAGGAGGAAGCCUACCGUUUCUACCUGCCCCGCUUUGUGGUGGCCCUGGCCCUGCCAGUGUGUGUUAUAAUGGGGAAGGUGCUGAUGCUGCUGCCCUGUGUGGCCCGCAAGCUCCACCAAAUCCGCCAAAUCCGCCGGGGCCUGGACAGCAGUCACUACCGAUGCCAGCGCCUGGAGCCAGUGGGCUCAGCUGCACACGUUUCACCUGAGAGAAUCACCAUCAUGUGA
Molecule: messenger RNA, 1776 nt
Organism: Plectropomus leopardus (leopard coralgrouper)
Lineage: Eukaryota; Metazoa; Chordata; Actinopteri; Perciformes; Serranidae
Gene: steap2
Product: STEAP family member 2, metalloreductase
Biological process (GO): copper ion import
Cellular component (GO): plasma membrane; endosome
Molecular function (GO): ferric-chelate reductase (NADPH) activity; cupric reductase (NADH) activity
Source: RefSeq, a predicted model, not a curated record